Messenger RNA from Onychostoma macrolepis, 8285 nucleotides. Its product is annotated as mediator of RNA polymerase II transcription subunit 13-like. The transcript is spliced from 30 exons. Gene Ontology annotation, cellular component: mediator complex. Lineage: Eukaryota; Metazoa; Chordata; Actinopteri; Cypriniformes; Cyprinidae. Gene Ontology annotation, molecular function: transcription coregulator activity. The record is from RefSeq and is a predicted model, not a curated record. Gene Ontology annotation, biological process: regulation of transcription by RNA polymerase II. Bases 1861 to 7344 code for a protein of 1827 amino acids.
UAGUAAAUGGGUUAAACUGUUGGCAUCAAGUUUCUUGUUCUCAGCUGCAAGAUAAUGUAGCAAAAUGUUGCUAUGGUUACCACUGUGCAAUCAUCAAGAAGCACACACACACACACACACUUGAUCAGUGAGGUAUUCAGACGCUGUGUGUGGUCUCUUCUGCUCAGUGUAUUGAUCAGACGGACUGGAGACUCGCUGGCAUCGGCUGCAGGAGUCAAUAGCAGCUUUGUGUGCAGCGGCGCCACCAGUGGCCAGACGGAGACCCAGUUCAGUCACUGCUCAUUUGUGUUGAGCGGAGAGAGACACGUGUGAACUCACUCAGGAUCUGAAGCGUGCGAGAUCGUUCGUCAGUUGAAGGAAUAACAGCUUGAAUGAUUGCUGCAGGUUCCAAACAAGCUUUGUAUUUCAGGCCUAAAGUCUCUUACAGCACUAAAUAAACUCAUCGGAGCCCUCGUGCGCUUACAGUAACACGCUUUCAGUGAACGUACAGCGAUCCAGAAUCACUUACUGAUCUCGUCUGUGUGGAGUUGCUGUAUUUUGUGUCAUGCUCAUGUAAAGACACAUAGUGAUGCACCAAAUCAAAAAAAAAAAUGGGUUUAACUGAAAUGGUUUUUAGGGCUGAAAUCAUUGAUCAAAAAUGAUGCAAGAACAGCAAUAUGUAAAACUUCUUUGACUGAAAUGUUGAGAGCAAAAAAGAACUUUCCUAUGACAAAUAUAAUUCAUCAGCUGAGAAUACAACACCCUGAACAACACGUUGGGUUCACUUAACCUCUAAUGUAAUUAGCUAAAUUACAACCAAUAUUGGUUUCCAACUAAAUAAAACUUUCAAAUUUUGGUUUCAGUGUUUCUGUAAAAUAUGAAACACUGAAAUUUCGGUGCGUGGUGUCAGACAGCAGAAAGAGAGCAGAUGCACACAGAGGCGUAGCAUUUUGAAGGGGCCCCUGAGGGCUGAUCUUUUACAUAAUUAGAAAUGUUAAUAUUAGUGUCUUUUUACACUGAAUGUGAAUUGCCCAACUUGUUGGCAGAGGCUAUUUAUACUAACUCCGGCCACCAGUGUCUGAUGGGAUAGAAAACAUUACAUAAGACACACGAUUCGCAGUAGAAACAGAGGCGCGAGUCAUAAGGCGAUCAGUCGUAACUUUUGACGCGAUCGAGCCGAGUUUGAAUCCACCUUUUGCCAAACUUGUUCUUCUCCCUUUUCCCAUCACAUAUCAGAUCACAAAGGCUUUAUAUUCAAUAAAAAUGAAAUAAAUAUUCAAAAAGUGUCAAUUAAGUGCCUCACAGGCAGGUUUAGGGUUAGGUGUAGGGAGGGAGUGCUUUAUUGUCCCUUUAAGACCGCAUUAGUUUUAUAAUGUACUACAGUACUAAAGUGCAGAUAUCUGCCACUAUUUACACUAUUGCAUAUCUAACUAGCUACUAUUUACACUUAUUGCAAAGAAAAUACUGUUUCUACAUAGUGCAAAUACAAUCUAUUGUAUCACAUGUAGCGUGUAGAUCUCAUCACGUGUGUGUGUGUGUGUGUGUGUGAGAGAGCUGCAGGUACAGACUGUCAGAUCUUCAUUCAAUGCUGCUCGUCCGUCUGUCUGUCUGUCUCCAUUCAAACCAGUACAGAGUGACAGACUGUGUGUGUGUGUGUGUGUGUGUGUGUGUGUGUGUGUGUGUGAGUGUGUUCUUUGGCUGUGUUGCCAUGCUUACGAGGGAAUUCUGCCAAGUAAGGAAAUUUCAUUCAGUCUGCUGUGAAGCAUCAGCAGCGAAGGAGAUGAUGGAGAGCCGCUGGCGUCUGUUCUCCUGUCAUUGAGCGUCUGCUGCAUAGAGAUUCUCCAAACCUCAGCUCAGUGCUUGAAGUUACUUUCAGCUAGAAUGGCAGCACCACCUACUGGUCAGUCCGUCGCCUGCGUGGUGGAGGAGGGAUUGUGGGAAUGUGGCCUGUCGUAUGAGUGCCGGACACUGCUUUUCAAGGCCAUUCACAAUCUGCUAGAAAGAUGUUUGAUGGAUAAAGAUUUUGUCCGCAUUGGGAAGUGGUUUGUCAAACCUUACAGGAUUGAGGAGAAACCCCUCAGCAUCAGUGAGCACCUGUCGUGCUGCUUCUCAUUUUUCCUGCACGGCGACAGCAGUUUGUGCACCAGCGUGGAGGUUUUGCAGCAUCAGCCGCUGCAUCGCGUGAUGGAGGAGCACAUGUGUCUCGCUCAGAGCCGCUCGCUGCAGGUGGUGCUGAGUCCGUACGGUCUGUGCGGGACGCUGACGGGCCGGGCAUUUAAGAUGAGUGACCCUGCGGUGAGGAAACUCAUGGAGGACUGGAGUCAUUUCUACCCCGUGGUGCUGAAACACAGAGAGACGGAUGGCGGGGACAGGGAGCUGACCUUUGACCCUCACAGUUACGCCGCACUCGAGGUCAUCGUAGGAGGCGUGCGGAUGGUUUACCCAGAAGCCUUAGUGCUGGUGGCUCAGAGUGACGCACCUGUGCAGGUGUCGGUCAGAGACUCGCCCCUCACCCCCCCCACCUCACCUGGACAGCCCUGCUCAGGAGACAGCGGCUAUCAGACGACUGCAUCUAGCCACGAGAACGCUCCAAACGUCAGCCCAAAGCAUUCUGGGAAGAAGCUGAUGAAUCAGGUGCUCCAUGAGGCCUGGAGGGAAUGUUACGUCAGUCCUCUUCAGCUCAGCGGUCGCGCUCAGAGCGUGUGGGGAUUCUCCAGCCCGAGAGAUCCGCUUCCCUGCGGCUGCUCCAGGUUGAAGCAGCAGCAGAUGAACGGCACGAGCUCAUCCACCGGCUCCAUCCCUCCGUCCUCCACCCAGAAACACAAGUCAGUCGAAAAGCCCGAUAAACCCGAGAAGGGCCCCAAGCGUGCGUCUCUGACCCCGUUCCACCACCGCGAGUGUGACUCCAUGCCUCCGUCUGACUGCAAAUACUCCAAACCUCCGAGAAGAGCCCCCGAGGGUCUCCUUCAUUCUCCCGGAUCACCGCAGCCGCCCACGCUGAGCCCCCACCCACGGACGCCGGGCCCCGAGCUGACCGAGGCCCCUGUGUGUGUGGAGGGGCCGUCGGGCCCCAUGCACGUGGAGACGAGGGAAAGCCUGCAGAACGGGACGCCUCCGGCCGUAAAGGACACCGCCGGAGAAUGGUGGAGAAGAUACAAGAUUCCCACCGCAGACGAGAUGGAGUUUAAACCUCCGGAUCUUUGCUGCGAUUCAGACGAGAACCGGCCGGAGAACGAAGGAGCCGCACUCAAGAGACUGUUCACGCAGAUGCAGAAGAGGUUGAAGAUCUCAGAGGAGCAUGUGAGGAAAGACAUCCCGCCGCAGGCCGGAGCGGACGAUCCCGCCGAUGAUCCGUACGACUUCAAGGAGGGAGACAUUGAGUACAGCUUCCCCGCCACAAAAAAGCUGAAGGGAGCGAGCCGAGACCCCAGCCGCAAAUCUAAGGCUGAGGAGGUUCCUGAGGGGAAAGAUGCCAUGUCCAUCUUUAGUUCAGCCCCAAAGUCAGAAGAGUCAAAUCCAGAUGAAUCGGAUGCCAAAGGAAAGCCUCCCUUGACCAGAGAGAAGGAUCUCAUCGUGCUCAUCUCUGACCUGGAGAACAUCUUUGGGGAGGAGGAAGAUGAACUUGCGAGGACAUUUCCGAGCCAGCAGUCAGUUAAGACUGGGUCUGUGGCAGCUGAGGAGCGGACGCAAGGGUUCGAGGGGAGAUCUGCAGCGCCGUAUCCCUCCACAGUAGCAGAGCUGCAGCGCAUGUUCCCCACGCCUCCGUCUCUCGAGCAGCACGCCGCCUUCUCUCCCAUCAUGACCUACACCCCCAGUCAAGAGCCAGCCGGGCCCCCAGCGGCUCCCGAUCAGCCCAGCGAUCAGAUCACCAACUUCAAGACGGACCUGGAGGAAGACAUGUGCGAGGAUGUACGUCCGCUGAUUGGUUGCUCCGUUUACGCUCCACUGCGAUCCUUACCCAGCCAGUGUUUGCCUGCUCUUGAAAUCCCUGAGCACUGCUACUACAGACCAUCAUGGACCGAUAUGAUCAAAAUGGAGCAGUACUGUCUGAACGCUCAAAAUCCCUUCAGCAGGGAUGCAUACAUCAGUGGUGCUCUUCUGGAGCAGGACUACGCUCCCAUGACCACGAGCGCCGCCGGAACCCUGCCCUCCCCAGGCGCCUCUCGCUUCUCUGUGCCGACCCCGCGCACCCCCCGCGGCAGACCGGACAGCACCGAACCCAGCUCGCCAGCGUCAACCCCGUCCACCAGCGCACCGCUCAGCUCGGUCGAGCCCUCCGCAUCGGGACCGCCGCUGCCCGAGGCGCACAGUCUCUACGUUACACUGCUGCUGUCCGAUUCCGUCCACAAUAUUUUCAAGGACCGCAACUUUGACAGCUGCUGCAUCUGUGCCUGUAACAUGAAUGUUAAAGGGGCGGACGUUGGUGUCUAUAUCCCAGACUCCACCUGUGAGGACCAGUACCGCUGCAUGUGCGGCUUCAGCGCAAUCAUGAACCGAAGGCUAGCGCAUGGGGCGGGCCUCUUCCUGGAGGAUGAGCUGGAUAUAUUCGGCCGUGGCUCUGAGGCGGGUCAGGCGGCAGAGAGGAGGCUGGCGCUGUGCAGACGAGACCCUCCUGAGGAGCCACAGACGCCUGCCUCAGUGAUCGCUCUGCUACAGGAGCAGUGCUCUCAGCCGAUCUCGUCCCUGACCUCCCUGACCGGCUGUUCCUGCCGUGGCCGCCAGGGGGCACUGCUGCAGAGCUGGGCGGUUGAGCGGCUGUGGACAGACAGCAGCGACGCGUGUGUGGAGUGUUAUAACGCUCUGGUGCAGGGACUACAGUAUGUGGACAAUGCGGCUGGAGGGAAGGUGGAACAGGCUACGGUGAGGAGCAGCGCACUGCACGCCUGGCCACAGACCAGCGUGCUGGACAUCAGCAAGCUGUCCUCUCAAGACGUGGUGCGGAUGCUGCUGUCCCUCCAGCCGUUCCUGCAGGACGCGAUCCAGAAGAAGAGGACGGGCAGGAGCUGGGAGAACAUCCAACAUGUUCAGGGUCCUCUCACAUGGCAGCAGUUCCACAAGAUGGCUGGACGAGGUUCUUAUGGUUCUGAGGAAUCCCCAGAGCCGCUGCCGAUCCCCAGCGUGCUGCUGGGAUACGAUCAGGAAUUUCUGGCUCUGUCUCCGUUUGCUCUUCCCUUCUGGGAGAAGUUUUUGCUGGAACCAUACGGAGGUCAGAGAGACGUGGCCUUCCUGGUGCUGUGUCCCAAUCAUAACGCCCUGCUCAGCAGUGCCAGAACCUUCUUCCAGGAGCUCAGUGCCGUCUAUGAGACGUGUCGGCUGGGGAAGCACCGGCCGCUGGUGCGGGUGUCCAGAGACGGGAUUGUCCCGGUGGGAUCAGUGCAGUGUGAGGAGGAGUCCGGUGAUCAGUGGUCCUCUGGGCUCUGGACUGGACAACAUCAGGAGGAAAACCUCAACAAGCUCAAACUCUACCAGCACACCUGCAGACACACACUUGGGCCGCAGCUCUCCGCCCUGACGCUGGACAGCAGCCUUCUCCUCCCUCCAAAGCCUCCACCCGCUUCUGUUCCUCUCACCCCACCAGCAUCCAUCCAACAGCCGGUGUCCACUGAUGGAGACGGCACCUCAGGAAACACAGACGCAGGACAAGCGGUUACGGGAGACUCAAACACCACACCAUCAGCAGAGAAUGCCGAGAGCUCGGCAGAGAGGGACCGGAUUGGCAUUCCGACAGGGGCGGAGUCAGCGGAUAGCCACGCCCACCUACCAGCCAUCGUGCUUUAUGUGGUGGAUCCCUUCCUGUGUCCGGGGGCGGGGCCAGGAGCCGAAGAGGGCGGGGAGAAGAGCGUGUGGCUUCUAGCGCUGCUGCGCUGCUACACAGAGAUGCUGAGCGCGCUUCCCGAGAGCAUUCAGUCUGCGCUGGUGCUGCAGGUGUUGCCGUGUCAGCAUCUGUUGCAGCCGGCCGGCGGAGAGAGUCCUGAGUUCCUGCAGCUCCUGCGAUCGCUGGCCUUCUCCACAUACUCACAGAGCCGCCGCAUGUUUCCCAGACAGACGAGCAUCAGGUCCCUCACUGGAUUCGGCCCCGCGUCCACCGCACAGGCAGCGCUCAGGAGCCCCGAGAGCCCCAGUGUGACGCGUCUGUACUGUCCUGCCUUUAUCCUGGCUCCGUGGCGCAGCAAACCGGCCGAGGCGGGCGACGUGUCUUGGGACGCUCCCUCGCGCUGUAACGUUCUGUUCGUGGGAUACUGUCUGUCUCACGACCAGCGCUGGAUCCUGGGCUCCUGCACGGAUCAGCAGGGCGAGCUGCUGGAGACCUGCGUCAUCAACAUCCACCUGCCCAACAGAGCCCGGCGGCCCAAGGUCUCUCCUCGGAAAACUGGCCUCCAGAAGUUAUGGGAAUGGUGCGUGGGCGUUAUGCAGAUGACAUCACUGUCGUGGAGGAUCGUGAUUGGUCGUUUGGGAAGACUGGGCCACGGGGAACUGAAAGACUGGAGUGUGCUGCUGGGCGAGCAUUCUCUGCAUUCGAUUGGCCGCCAGCUGCGGGAGGCGUGUCUUGUGUGUGGUCUGUCCGCUGCUGAUUCGCCGUCUGUUCUCAGCGCCUGCCUGGUUUCUGUGGAGCCGCAGGGAUCUUUUGUGGUGAUGCCAGAUGCGGUGACGAUGGGCUCAGUGUUCGGCCGCAGCACUGCUCUGAACCUGCAGACGUCUCAGCUCAACACUCCUCAAGACGCCUCCUGCACACACAUCCUGGUGUUUCCCACCUCCUCCACCACACAGGUGCCCCCCAGCACCUACCCCGCUGAAGACAACCCCGACGAUAUGUUUGGUUUGCCCUUCCCCGACGAGCUGGAGAGCGACAUCGGUCACGAUGACAUGAUGCUGCUGACCGGAACGCUGCAGCCAUCUCCUGCUCCGUCGCCUGGAUCUCCGUCCGGCCUGGGCUCCGGGUCACAUCUCCAGCACCCACGGGGUCCGGGCGAGCGCCUGCUGUCCCGGGACGCUCCGGAGGAACUGAAGCAGCAGCCGCUGGCUCUGGGGUAUCUGGUGUCCACGGCUCCGGCCCACGGCCUGCCGCACUGGUUCUGGGCGUCCUGUCCUCAAGCGCAGCAUCAGUGUCCGCUCUUCCUCAAGGCGUCUCUGCAUCAUCACAUCUCCAUCGCUCAGACGGACGAUCUGGUGUCUGGUAAGACGUCUUCACGGAUUCACCCGCUGGACUCCAAAACCACCUCAGACGUGCUCAGGUUUGUUCUGGAGCAGUAUAACGCUCUGUCCUGGCUCACCUGCAGUCCUUCCGCUCAAGACCGCCGCUCCUGCCUCCCCGUUCACUUCACCGUCCUCUCGCAGAUGUACAACGCCAUCCUCCAGCUCCUGUAGACCUCAGACGGGACACAGAGUCCUCCAGGCUCCUACAGGAGGAGCAGACGCUGGAGACGUUUGAGAAACACACUGCCAACUCAUGCUACAGAAAUCCUUCAGAGAGAGAGAUGAAGUAUAAUCAUCUAUAUGUGACUCUGGACCACAAAGCCAGUCAUAAGGGUCAAUGUUUUGAAAUUGAGGUUUAUACAUCAUCUGAAAGAUGAAUAAAUCAUCUUUCCAUUGAUGUAUGGUUUGUUAGGAUCGGACAAUAUUUGUCUGAGAUGCAACUAUUUGAAAAUCUGGAAUCUGAGGGUGCAAAAAAAUCUAAAUAUUGAGAAAAUCACCUUUAAAGUUGUUCAAAUGAAGUUCUUAGCAAUGCAAAUUACUAAUUAAAAAUUAAGUUUUGAUAUAUUUACGGUAGGAAAUUUACAAAAUAUCUUCAUGGAACAUGAUCUUAAUAUCCUAAUGAUUUUUGGCAUAAAAGAAAAAUGUAUAAUUUUGAUCCAUACAAUGUAUUGUUGGCUAUUGCUACAAAUAUAGCUGUGCUGCUUAUGACUGCUUUUGAAGAUUUAAUUUGCAAAAACAGAUAACUUUUAUUUUCAAAAAUCAUGUUUUUUUGUGUUAGUUAGCUGUUUGUUAUUUUUUAGCCUAGCCAAAAAAACUCAACUGCAGUUUCAUUGAGAUUAAUUGGAAUGCACAAUGAAAAAACAACAUGAUUUUUGAGAAUUGUUAAAAAUGUUAUCCGUUUAUCAGUUAUCUGUUUUUGCAAAUGAACUCUUCUUUUGUGCUCCAGGGUCACAUAAUAAAAACAGAGCAGCAUUAUGUUUCUGAUGGGUUCUCAUAAAAAGGCACUUUUAUGAGCCGACAUCGAACUGAUGAACUUGAUAAGGAACGCCUGAUGUGUGUUCAUUGUGUUAAAGCAUUGGCAGAGAAUUGUUUUUAUUAAACUUUUGAAUCGA